CGCACGGAUCAGGCUUUUAAGACGAGGAGAUACUAAAGGAGAGAGCAGUUUAAGACAAGGAGAUACUGAAGGAUAGAGCAGCAGGAAAGUCAAACAGUCUUAUUCGUUUUACUUUUAACAACUUUUGUGUGAUAACCAUCAGAGCAUGUCGGUGCUGGGCGCGUUGCCGUUCCUGAGGCCACUCCAUAUCCGCUCUCCGGUGUCGCAGGGCCGCCGACACACGCUGCCGGCCAGCGAGUUCCGCUCCCUCAGCCCGGAGGACGCCAUCAGUGUGUUCGAGAUUGAGAGAGAAGCCUUCAUCUCAGUGUCCGGUGAGUGUCCCCUCCACCUGGACGAGGUGCGUCACUUCCUCACCCUGUGUCCUGAGCUGUCUCUUGGCUGGUUCGAGGAGGGCCGUCUAGUGGCUUUCAUCAUCGGCUCACUGUGGGACCAAGAGAAGCUUACCUUGGAUGCCCUCACCCUCCACAAGCCUAACGGGACCACCGUCCACAUCCACGUCCUGGCCGUCCACCGGACCUUCCGCCAGCAGGGCAAAGGCUCCAUCCUGAUGUGGCGCUACCUGCAGUACCUCCGCUGCCUGCCCUACGUCCGCCGCGCCGUGCUCAUGUGCGAAGACUUCCUGGUUCCCUUCUACCGGAAGUCAGGUUUCAAGGCGCGGGGCCCUAGUGAGAUCACGGUGGGGCCUAUGGCCUUCAUCGAGAUGAUGUACCCAGUCAGGGGCCACGCCUUUAUGCGUCGUAACAGCGGUGUUUGAGGACAGAAGGACUAUCUCUUUGGCUAUCAGCGGUGGUGGCAGUGGCGUGACUUCUCCCCUUCUUGGAAACAGAAUUAGGGGGACGUCUAAGCGUCGUCGUCGGACGCGAGCGACGGGCGCAGUGUUUGUGAUCAUCGCCGUGAGUGAGACUCGCUCAGCAGGCGCGUGGUGUGUGUUCUGGCUGCGAGUCUGCAGACAGCCGAGAACAAAGAGCUGCCAUCCAGCUGCCAACAACAGCUGUUUGGAAAACUGGUGGGAAACUACAAAUAUAUUGAUCUGUAGUUUAAUGUGAGUACAAAAAAAUCAUUAGAGCAAAGUCCUGAAAGAAUGUUUCAAAUUUGUUUUUUUUGUAUAAAACUCUUAUUUAUAUUGUGAAUAAUGUAAUAUUGUAUUCAAUAGAAUGCUGCUGCCUUGUUUCUUUCUUUGCCCUCUUUUUUAAUAUGUGUUAUUUAUCCAAUCUAACAUGGUUUCCUGCUCUCUAUGAAGCCAGAAAAAGGAAAUUUUUUUAGUCAAUAAAAGCAGUUAUUAAUGCAUUCUGUCUGUAUAGUUUGCCUUUCACAGCAGCAUUAGAAGAUCUCUGUUCGUGUUACAUUUUGUAUAACUAUGAAGACGGUACGACUUUAAAGUAAUUAUGCCAAAGUAAACAUCUAACCUUCAAGGAAUUCAAAUACAAAGGGAGGGAUAUCAGCAAUCACAUGUCAGAUAAUAAGUCAAUGUUAUGUACUUGAACAUGUUCGUCUGUUGCUUUCUAUUAAGAUCUGAGUAAUCCUGUCUGUCUCCAUCAGUGACUGUUGUGUGUACAUCAUAAAAUCACAAUAAGUAUAUUUAGUAUAUUUCCUAAAUAUAUGUGCAUUCAGAAUGUCUCCUCGAUAGUCUCCUCUCGCCUUCCCCCUUGUAGACAAUCACCACCUCUGCCUCCCAAAGUCUUGAAUCAAGACAAAUAUGUUGUUGAUGUUGUUGUUUUUUUACGUUUUGUUCUUCAAAUAAUAAAAGGAUUUAUUUUAUAACAUGUCUGCUUCGAGGUCUUUUCAUUUUAAUAGUUGAGAAAAAAAAUCUCACCGCAAGGGCCAUUUAGUAGCUGUUCUGGAGCUUUCGAUCACAUCACAUGAUCAUCAGCAGAUGCAGUUUACCCAGUUGUUAUGAAAUUGCAGAUGUUCAAAUUGCCAUUUUGUCUGAGCACUUAAAUUAAAAGCUGCUGUUUAAAAAUGGAAACAGCAGUUGAGAAAACAGUCACACCACAAAGGCCAUUGAGUAGCUGUUCUUGAGCUUUCGAUCAUAUCGCAUGUGUUGAAUAGUUCUGUUACAGGAAUUUGUGCUUAUAGUUAAAUGUUCAACAUUAAUUUAGAUCCACGGAAAUAUAAUUUGCAGUUUUUCUCACUUUGUUAAAAGAGGACCUAUUAUACUUUUGUGCUUUCGCCCUUUCCUUUAGUGUUAUAUAGUUUUUUUGUGCAUG
Molecule: messenger RNA, 2207 nt
Organism: Sebastes umbrosus (honeycomb rockfish)
Lineage: Eukaryota; Metazoa; Chordata; Actinopteri; Perciformes; Sebastidae
Gene: aanat1
Product: arylalkylamine N-acetyltransferase 1
Exons: 3
Coding region: 146-754 (202 amino acids)
Biological process (GO): circadian rhythm; response to light stimulus
Cellular component (GO): cytoplasm
Molecular function (GO): aralkylamine N-acetyltransferase activity
Source: RefSeq, a predicted model, not a curated record